GUUUAUUAUUUUCCGUCGUUCGAUUUUGUAUUGAAAAAUUUUACAAAGCGCGUGUGUAGUUUUUAUUUAAUACAAUAAUAAUAAAACGAAAUUAGCACUGAGUGAAGUGAAAUCAUUUAAAUACUUCUGUGUCAAUGUCUAUGUGUUUUUACAUAUAAAAAUAUAAUACCGAUUUGAAAAAAAAACACAAGCAAAACGAAAGUAUUUCAAAGGAAAUUCACAGCAAAUAAGCCAAAGCACAAAGUGAAAAGACUAUAAAAUAAAAAUAAUAUUGCAUUUACUGAAAAGUAAAAUUGCGUACCAGGACUAUUCCCUUGACCACCCAACAGACAUACACACAUUCAGCGCAACAAUUGUAUAUACUAAGUAAUACAACAACAAUAUAUUCCAUACGCAACGUUGCACAAACUUCACAUAGAUUUAAAUAAAAAAUAAAAACCUAUAAAAACCACAAUAGCUGCAACAUAAAACAGACUCACUCGUACGCACAAGAAGGAAUACAACGAGAGCCGGCGUUUAAAGAAUUCAACAGAAUAGAAAUAAAUUUAAAAAAGCCUUAAAGCACAAUGAGUAAAGCAACACCACCACAAUACACUUAUGUGCCACCACCCUCAGCUCCACCAUCCUACCAAGAAGCAGUUGGUGGCGUUAAACCGGUGGGUCCGUUUACACCCGUCGCUGCACCCACACAUGCUGCUGCUACCACAAAUGCCCAUAUUGUUACCACGGUUGUGCCAAUUGGACGUACGGCUACACAUAUGAUUUGUCCAUCGUGUCAUGCUGAAAUCGAAACGACAACACGUACUGAACCUGGAAUGAUUGCAUACUUAUCGGGUUUUGUAAUUGCAUUAUUAGGAUGUUGGUUGGGUUGCUGUCUGAUUCCCUGUUGCAUUGAUGACUGCAUGGAUGUUCAUCAUACAUGCCCCAAUUGCAAGGCAUACUUGGGACGUUUUCGACGAUAAAUACUCUACAACUCUACUGGGCCAUCGAAUAUUAAAACAUACACAAACACCGCCACACACACACACACAUAUAUACAAAAACUUAGACUACGCUUAGAAUGUUUAAAUAAAAAAUUCAAAACAUAUGGCUUCGAAAAACAGAAUGGAAUUAAAAUUUUAAAUACAACUGUCUAAACAACUUUUAAAGUCGUUUAUUUUCAAUUAAUUACGAAAUAAAAUUAAUAUAUUAAAAAUAUCUUAAUAAAAAAACAAAAUUUUUUAAUAAAUAUAAAAGUCUUUGAAGAGAUUUUGCGAAAAAUAUUAGUUUUGCCUAAAGUUUGCUUUUCUGAAAUAAUUUUUCUUUUGAUAACCUUAAAAUUGCUCAAAAUUUUCUUUUUUGAAAUAAUUUCUUAAUUUGUUUGUUAACUAUUUAUUAAUAAUAUUUAAAUACAUACUUUAAUUUAUUUGUUUAAAUACCUUUAGAAACUUUUCAAAAUGAUUUUUUUAAUCUAUAAUAUACAAAACAUAAUAAUAAAACAUCACAAUUGCCACCAGUUUAUGAAUUCCAAACGAAAAAAUCGUCUGAUUUCUCAACCCAUUUGAAAUUUGUAAACACGUUCUUAUAAUGCAUAUUACCUAAAACUAUGCUACAAUAUUUUAAAGCACACAUAGCAAGCACACUCUCCCACAAACACCACAUUACUGUUCUGCUUUAUUUAGCGUAAUCCAAUUUAAAAAUGUGUGAAAAUAUUCACAAUUUUAUGUAUUUUUUGUUAUUAUUAUUUUAAAUGCUUGCGGUUAAAAUACAUAGUUAUAAAUAAUUUACAAUUUACUAUAAUUAAAUAUGUAUAGCUUUCUUUUUUAUUUGAGCUCCUUUUUUAUUAUUAUUAUUAUUAUUAUUAUUAUACAAUGUAAUAUUAUCAAUUAAUAUAAAUCGAAUAUUACAGACAUACAUAGAUGCAUACAAAUGUAAUACUAAAAUAAAAACUCUAUACUAUGAAAUAAUUUCGUAAAUAAAUGUAAAAUUUUUAUGUA
Calliphora vicina (urban bluebottle blowfly) is the source of this 1976-nucleotide messenger RNA. Its product is annotated as cell death-inducing p53-target protein 1. Bases 567 to 962 code for a protein of 131 amino acids. The record is from RefSeq and is a predicted model, not a curated record. Gene Ontology annotation, molecular function: zinc ion binding. Lineage: Eukaryota; Metazoa; Arthropoda; Insecta; Diptera; Calliphoridae. The transcript is spliced from 3 exons.